UUGGCUUAUCAAGCGAUUGUAGUCAGCUAUCUCCUCUUGUUGACCGGAUACCCUGAUCCAAGACAGAUUCCCAAGAACAACCAGUACCAAUCGAUUCAUGACCAUGUCUCAACAACAACAACAACAACAACCAUCAGCAGCAGCAGCAGACGAACAACCCUUCGACUUCGGAACUCUCUCACACUCAACCCUACCCGACCUAAGCCUAAUCAACCAACCCAAACUGACACUCGACCUAGGAACAACCGACCUGUCAGUCUCACUAGACGAACUCAAGAAGAACUCAAGCUCAGCCAACACAACCACACCCAACCAACAAACCACAGCCGACUUGAACCAGCAGCAGCAAGAACAGUCAACCACGACCAGCCACUCCUCCACAGAACUAGACAGGAAUCGAUCGAGGCGAUGGACGAGUUUAUCAGAACUGGGAAGAGCGGUCAUGAAACCAUCGAUCAGCAAUCUCAGGCAGCUCGGCUCGCUCAACGAACGCGGCUCGGCACAGCAGCAACGGGCGAUAGCAGGACACAAUCUUCCAGCUCGACGGCUGAGCGAGGCUAGUGGGACACCAUCGAUCUACUCAUCCUAUCGGGUCAACCGGAACCUGUUCAAGCUAUUCAGCCACGAGCCGACGAUCCAGAGCAGUCCUACCGUCUCUCCAGGCAGCUCACCCGGUGGCUUCCCAUCCUUACCUCCCAUGUCUGAGUUACUCGAUGUCUCGACCAGCUUCAACCAACAGGACCUCUCCUCGAUCACCGAGCCCAUCCUCUUCGCCCGCCAAACCGACCAACUCCCAGUCCACUCCAAGCCCAUCUCCUCCAUCCUCUCAGCCCAACCACCCACCCUCAAACCCUUACCCGCCUCACCCCCUCAAUCCCCUAGCCCAUCAUCCUCCCAAUCAUCAUCAGAAGGACCAGAAGAAGAGAUCCCCGAGGUGGAAGCGGAGGAGCAGGAAACCUUCGCUUCGGCUGUUCAAUCCCCAGCCGUCGUCGAGGUCAAUGACCUCCCUUCGCCUCAGACUGUCCUGACGGAAACCAAACAAAUCAGCUCUUCGACCAGUUUGAAAUCCUCUCCCGAAUCCUCUCCGAUCGUCCCGACCAUCGAUCGAGUCCUCUCACGAUCAGCAGAAGACGAGGCCGUCCAACCGGCAGAAGAACCAUCGGUACCUCCUACUAAGAAGGACGCCCCAGAAACCCCGAGCCUGAAAAGCCCUAGUGCCCCAAUCGUCGACUCGAAGAACCACUCCCAUCAUCCUACCUCAGCUAGUAAUACUAUCACCCAUCACAACAGUAACUCUCAUUCAAGUAAGACUCAUCUGGCUGGGAUCCUCAAUCGAAAGAAGAAAAGCACACCGUCUGCUGGCGCUGGUACUUCUACUAAUCCCGGCACGGGCUCUGGAACGACUAGUUUCUUCAAGCUCUUCCUCUUCAAAGGGCUUGGCCUCAAACACCUUUCUCAUCCCCUUGGAACUAAUACUCCUAAAACUUCUACUACUGCUUCUUCCCCCGCUCGUCCUUCUUCUUCCUCCGCGAAUCCUGUUCCUUCUUAACCUUACUCAUCCUUCCUUUCUUUUUUUUUCAUCCGCAUCAUAACUGGUUUUUCCCCCCUAUUUUUCUGGACUUGUAGUUUGAUUCUUUAUCUCUCUAUGUCUCUUCUGGGUCGAAGUUUUUUUACUUUUUUUUCGUCUAAUAAUACUAGUAAUCUCUACACGUUUUUUAUCUCCUCAUUUUUCACAAACCUUUUUCUUUCAUCUCAGUUUUUUUUUUUUUUUUCAGUCGUCUCUCGUUCAUCAACCAUUUUUUUAACCAUUUCUUCCUGAACACCCUUACCCCUUCUUUAACCUUAACCAUAACAAUAAUACAAACUCUUGUUACAAUCUUGUUAGUUCUUUUAACCCUAUCUCCACCUUUUUUUUUCUCAUCAUUCAUUCAUUUAUCUUAAUUACCUUCUUAAUUUUCUUUUAUCAUCAUUCUAUUAGCUCAUGGAAUCAAGUAUCAAUUACCCUUUCCCACCACUGCCAUUAGCUUGUUUUUGUUUACCAAACUGAAGACUAGUUCAUCUUUACACAUAUUUAUCAUCAUGAUCUUUUAUAACCAGGUUCUUCUUCUUCUAAUGGGUACUUUUUUCAUGACAUUAGACCAAUCUCGCCUCUGUGUAUAGUAUGUUACUUUUCUUUGUUUGUGUGAGGUUAGUUCAUAGGAUCAUCAUAUCGCAAUAAUAACAUGUGGCCCUUUGUCCCUUUGAAAUUGAGAUUGCGCCCAUUGUAAUUUAAGGUGGAAAAUGGGGUCACACUAGUAGGUUG
Puccinia graminis f. sp. tritici CRL 75-36-700-3 is the source of this 2302-nucleotide messenger RNA. RefSeq lists its product as uncharacterized. Bases 98 to 1549 code for a protein of 483 amino acids. The transcript has a single exon. The record is from RefSeq and is a predicted model, not a curated record. NCBI's taxonomy places the organism in Eukaryota, Fungi, Basidiomycota, Pucciniomycetes, Pucciniales, Pucciniaceae.